This is a messenger RNA of Adineta steineri, 1164 nucleotides long. The record is from the annotation of a GenBank genome assembly. Lineage: Eukaryota; Metazoa; Rotifera; Eurotatoria; Adinetida; Adinetidae.
AUGAACGGUUCAUACGGUAAUAAUAACGGUUUUAUUGUACGUCUUCGUGGUUUGCCAUGGAAUACAACACAAGUUGAAGUACAAAAUUUUCUUCAAGGAUGUAAUGUUCAUCAAACAAAUUUUGUACUAAAUGAUCAAGGUCGAGCAACUGGUGAAUGCUUUGUAAUAUUAGAAUCACAAGAAGAUGUUGAUAAUGCAAAAAAUUUUCAUCAAAAAAAUAUCGGCAGUCGUUAUAUUGAAGUAUUCGAAUCUAAUUCGGAAGAAAUGAAUCAAACAGUAAAGAACAAUAAUAACAAUAAUAAUAAUAAUAAUAUUCAUCAAAAUAAUGAAAAUAAUCCUUCAAAUCCAAGUACUGAAAAUUGGCGUGAACCAGUCGUUCGUUUGCGUGGUUUACCAUAUAAUUCAAGUAAAGAAGAUGUUCAAGGCUUUUUCGAGGGACUCGACAUAGCUCAGAAUGGUGUACACAUCUCCUCGAGCAAACCAGCAGGCGAGGCUUUCGUCGCUUUUGUGAACAUGGACAAUGCCCUACGAGCUUUGGAAUUCAACCGCAUGAAUAUGGGGCAUCGCUACAUUGAAGUAUUCAAAUCAACAUAUGCCGAAGCUCGUGCCUCAAUUAUGAAUGAUACACAAUCUAUGGCACGACAACGUGGUGGUAAUGGCGGAAAUAACGGACCUAAUCAAAAUUAUGGAUCUCAACGAGAAGCAAAUUUUAGUGGUAAUAGUGAUAGCAUAAGUGGAGAUGGAUAUAAUAAUAAUGUAAAUCAAUAUAAUGGUCCACCAUCAAAUAAUUACAACUACUAUGGUGGAGGCGGUAAUGGUAGUGGUGGUGGUGGUAAUUAUCCAGCAAAUAAUCAAAUGGGUGGUGGAGGUGGUGGUGGAGUAAAACGUCCAAUGUCAGUAUCAUUUACAAUGAAAAUACGUGGUGUACCAUUCGAAGCCGGUGAAAAAGAAGUCUUUGAAUUCUUCGCUCCAGUUGUACCUAUUCGCCUUGAACAAGAAAAUACUCCUCGUGGUAAACCACCAAUAUGGUAUGCUGAAUUUGGUUCACGUGAAGAAGCAACUGAAGCAUUAACAUAUCACAAAAAAUAUAUGGGAACACGAUAUAUUGAAUUAUUACCACUAUAUGAUGAUGGCGGCAAUCGAUCAAAAAUGGUUCGCACCUGA